This is a messenger RNA of Cucumis melo (muskmelon), 2925 nucleotides long. RefSeq names its product transcription factor bHLH155-like. The record is from RefSeq and is a predicted model, not a curated record. The transcript has 10 exons. NCBI's taxonomy places the organism in Eukaryota, Viridiplantae, Streptophyta, Magnoliopsida, Cucurbitales, Cucurbitaceae. The coding region runs from base 659 to 2734 and encodes 691 amino acids. Gene Ontology annotation, biological process: regulation of DNA-templated transcription. Gene Ontology annotation, molecular function: DNA-binding transcription factor activity; protein dimerization activity.
GCCAAUAGGCAGUGAGCAAUCGGCCGCUCCAUUUUUUUCAUUCCGUCUCUUUUCUACUUUUUUUUCUCUGCACAAAGAACGAAAGAGACAGGCCAUGGAAUCAACCGAAUUUGAACUGUUUCCAAUUCUCUGAUUCUCAACCUAAAUCUUUCAUCAAUCUCGGUAACUCUUUGUCUCUCUCUUUGCUCUUGAUUCGUUUCCCAGAAAGCGGGAGACCCAUAAAGUUCACAAUUCAUCUUUAUAUCAACCUUACUCAGAAACCCCAUUGUUUCGUAUUCUACUGAAACUACCGCAAUUCUUUUCGCUAAGAAUUAUCUGAUUCCAUCUGCUUCAUUUUCAUUUCUGAUGGAGACUGAAUUCCAAGUUGUCAAUGAUAUUCACUUCUUUCCUGCUUCUUCUACAUUUUAACCGUAUUUGAUAGUGGUAGAGUAAAUUAGAGGGGGGGCGGGGAUUUUCUUCAGCGAUGGGAUUAUGGCUGUUAGCUUCAACUGGGCCACCAAUUAAACGACGAGCGGGUCUGAGAAUAAAACAGGCAGGUCGGGGUUCUUAUAUCGGCAGCUAGUGAAGCCUUUUGUUUUUUUUCCCCCUCUCAUCGAGUAAUCUAUACUUCGUUAGUUUCGAAUUUGUUCUACUUAUUUGUAAAUCGUUCAAGCGAAGAAUGGAAACUUUGUCUCUCAAUCAUCUCUUGAAAAGUCUUUGCACUCAUUCACAAUGGAUUUAUGCUGUCUUUUGGAAGAUUAAGUAUCAAACUCCACCGAUAUUGACUUGGGAAGAUGGGUAUUGCAACUAUCCAAAAGUGGAAAAACAUACGGGAAACAUGGAGUAUAGAAUGAUAAGAGGAUUCGAUCAUGUUACUUCAUACUAUGGAACAAAUAUUUAUGAUGGCGAUUCUGGAAGUUGUUCAGUUGAACCAGCAGUGGCUGAUAUGUUUUGCCUUCAAUAUGCACUGGGAGAAGGGACUGUGGGAAGCGCGGCAAGUUCUGGAAAUCAUAGUUGGGUUUUCCUUGAAGAUAUUUUUACUAGCAAUUUAUCAUCUGCUUCUAUUUAUGAGGGUCCUACUGAAUGGAUAAUUCAAUAUGCAUCUGGUAUCAAGACUAUUCUAUUGGUGCCCCUUCUUCCUUUUGGAGUGCUGCAGCUUGGCUCUUUGCAAAUGGUUACCGAAAAUUUAUCAGUGGUUGCUUAUAUCAAAGACAGAUUCAAUGACAUUAACUUUGUCGAUGGAGCCUGUGCAUCAGUUGUACCUAGGCCCUUUGAGAGCUUGGAUGAGCAAACAAACUUUACCACGUAUAUGCUGGAAGCUGAAAAUCAUGGGGCUAUUCAUGAUAUUAAGCCACCAGUGUCGACUCUUAAUCAGUGUGCCAUUCAAGAUGUGCUGACCGUAUCUAGAAGAAUUAGGCCCGAGACUGUUCACUGUGAAAAAGGACAUAAAAAUGACAUUCAAAGGACUAAUAUGGAAGAACUAUUUGCUCCACUUUAUCAAUCUGUUAGUACUGGAGAAGUGGAAUUUUCCGAUUUUAUUUCUCUGGAAUCAUUGCUUCCUCUUGGCAGUCAGUUGAGAAACCAUGAGACUGGAUUGUUUGAGAGUAACCCCCACGUUUUCCACUCUAAUUCUGUGGACAAUGUAGUUGAACAACAAUCUGGACAUAAUCUUGUGACUAAGAAAGAAUAUGGCAUUGCAGACAAUUUCUUUAGCUUUCCUGAAGACUGUGAACUACAGAAAGCACUUGGACCAGUUCUUCUCGCACAGAAACCUACUAAUGAGUUUUCGUACGAUCCAUCUAGUACAAUCAGAGACACAACCUCAAGUCUGUUUUGCAGUCGAGAUUUCAAGGAAGGUGAUAUCGAGUAUCUCCUAGAAGCUAUGAUAACUGCAGAGGAUAUUUCAGAUGAUGCCUUUUCGAAUAACACAAUCAAUGCCAGAAUUGCCGACUUGGUAGCAAAACCGCGUCUUUCUACUAACACAUGUCAAUCUGAAUCAAGCACAAUAGUGGUGGAUGAUUUAGCCCUUUGGAAUAUUCCUGAAUCCACAACGACUGCAACAGGCAGGAAGAAUUUAACUAGUUUGUCUAAAUCAAAUUCUCUAGUUGUUAACGAGCGGGAAGAACAUGACCGUGACAUGGCUCAGCAUAGGAAAGGGAUGAAACGUUCUAAUUCAAGCCGAAAGAUCAAAGUUACGUCUAAUACAAGACAAAGACCGAGGGAUAGACAAUUGAUCCAGGAUCGUAUCAAAGAGUUACGACAAAUUGUCCCAAAUGGUGGUAAGUGUAGCAUUGACGGUCUCUUAGAGAAAACCAUAAAGCACAUGCUAUACUUACAACGAGUAACUGACCAAGCCGAGAAACUAAAGCAACUAGCCCAACAAGAGGAUUUUGAUUCUGAGAAUUGCACUGAUCUUGAAAACGAGGGUGUUCAACCAAAUGGGACUAGUUGGACCUGGGCGUUUGAUAUUGGGAGUGAGCUUCAAGUUUGCCCCAUAGUUGUAGAGGAUCUGGAAUACCAGGGACACAUACUUAUAAAGAUGCUAUGCAACGACAUGGGACUGUUCUUAGAGAUCACUCAAAUAAUUCGAGGUUUGGAUUUAACAAUAUUGAAGGGUGUGAUCGAACGCCAUUCAAACAACUCGUGGGCUUAUUUCAUCGUCGAGGCUCCAAGGGGCUUUCACAGAAUGGAUGUUUUCUGGCCUCUAAUGCAUCUUCUCCAGCGCAAAAGAAAUCCUAUUUCAUGCAGGAUCUGAGCCACAUCUUCCACAGCAAGCAGAUAUGACGAUGAAGUUCAUCAAGUGUGAAACAUCUAUUGUUCUAGUAACGUUUUCUUGUCAAUUAGAAUUUGAUCAAUAUGAAAAGACUUGAAACACGAACACCUACAUGUAUCAUUACUGAUGUAUAUACUUCAAUAUUACACAUAUAAAAAUUUCAUCUUUUAUGA